This is a messenger RNA of Zasmidium cellare ATCC 36951, 1656 nucleotides long. RefSeq lists its product as uncharacterized. Gene Ontology annotation, biological process: regulation of transcription by RNA polymerase II. The record is from RefSeq and is a predicted model, not a curated record. Bases 1 to 1656 code for a protein of 551 amino acids. The transcript has 5 exons. Gene Ontology annotation, molecular function: RNA polymerase II cis-regulatory region sequence-specific DNA binding; DNA-binding transcription factor activity, RNA polymerase II-specific. NCBI's taxonomy places the organism in Eukaryota, Fungi, Ascomycota, Dothideomycetes, Mycosphaerellales, Mycosphaerellaceae.
AUGGCAGCCGCGAUCUCUCGUUCCUCUGCCACACAGUCGCCGCACAUGAAUGCUGGCGCAAAGAGCAUAUCCAAUUCGCCUGCUAAUCGCAACUCAUUACUGCCAGACACACUGAAGAAGGAAGCCUCCAACGCAGCGGAGAGCAAGCAAGACCCCGCCGUCCCGACCAUCAACCAGCCCGAAGACACCGACGCUGGAAAGGGCACCAAAGCGAACGGCACCGCGACGACCAAUGCACCCCUCGCGCCGCCGCCUAAGCCAACACAGAACGGAGACGGCGACUACUUCAGCGGAGCGCACACCACUCAUCUCGCGAAAGAACCGAACCCAUUCGAGAACGCCUUCAGCAACCCCGCCGACACACCAGGUAAAUCGCAACUACCCGGUGUAGCGAGUUUGACCUCACCGGCACCGCUCAUUGGCAACACUCCUGGCUGGCCCAGUUCGCUUCGAUCAGGCCCAUUAAGUCCUGCUAUGCUCAGCGGGCCCACCGGCGGCAACGACUACUUCAACGGCGACCACGGAUUCGCAGGGAGCUUUCCCACACCGAACGAGUCCUCCCUUCGGACUGGCCUCACACCUGGUGGUGGGGGGUCUAUGUUCCCGCAGCCAUCACCGAACUCGCAAGCACUAUACAACCAGCUACAGAGCGGCGGCGCGACUCCUGGUACUCUCGACUUCCAUCGCACGGCGAUGACUGCUCGCGCACAAACCCACGCCAACACCUACCAACUGCCGCAAGCUACCGCGACGAGUCAAGCGCAACAAAACCCGAACAUCCAGCCUGACCUAGACAGCAAGCCUUACAACCCCAACGCAGCAACGGCACAGCAGGACAAUCAGGACCCGUUCGGCUCACACCAGACCAACGACGCCGCGAACGGUCUGUUCAUGCUCGCUCAAGCUGGUGGACAACAACGCAACUCGCAAGGAUAUCCAGUACAACAGCCACAACAGCAACAGGCCUCAUAUCAACAAACCGCCCAAGACAAGCGAGGUGCGAAGAACAGCAUUGGUAGCAACAUGUCGGGAAGCACCGAUGGACAGGGCGAGCAGUACUCGGAUGAUGCGGAUACAAAGCCUCAGACUCGCAACGGUCGUGGCAAGAAGGGAUCAACCGGCAAGGCUGCUGCUAAUGGCAAGAGGAAGACCGAUGAUACCCCAGCCAAGGCACAGGGCAACAAGAGACAGCGCGGGAGCAACGGCGCUGCCAUGUCCAUGUCAGAAGAGCCUGAAGAUGAUGACGAUAGUGGAGAUCAAGACAUGGGAGGCGAUAAGGACAAGAAGAUGACUGACGAGGAGAAGCGCAAGAACUUCCUCGAGCGCAAUCGUGUGGCCGCCCUCAAGUGCCGCCAACGUAAGAAGCAGUGGCUGGCCAAUCUCCAGCAGAAGGUCGAGAUCUUUAGCACCGAGAACGAUGCUCUUGCGGCGACUGUCACCCAGCUUCGCGAAGAGAUCGUCGGACUGAAGACCCUACUGCUUGCACACAAAGACUGUCCGGUAUCGCAAGCCCAGGGCAUUUCGGGUAUGGCCAUGCAGCAAAUCGCUGGCGACACGCAGCACUAUUCGAACCCAUACGGCAUGAUGGGCCAGGGAGGUCCCGGGAUGGCUCAGCAAGGUCAGAUGGGACAGGGGCAAAUCCAGCAGAGAGGCUAG